Messenger RNA from Adineta steineri, 2484 nucleotides. The record is from the annotation of a GenBank genome assembly. NCBI's taxonomy places the organism in Eukaryota, Metazoa, Rotifera, Eurotatoria, Adinetida, Adinetidae.
AUGGCAGAAAAAAGUUUACGAACAUUACCAUCUGGUAAAAUGGCCACAACAUUAAUGGCUUAUGCACAAUUAGAAAUUGAUAAUAGUUCGACUUGUAUACCACGACUUUGUAAAUUUAGUAUAGUUCGUGUUGUAUUAAAUCGAGCAAUUGAUGGAGGAGAUUCAAAUGCAAUUGUUAUUGCUGUUAAAAUACAAAGUAAUAAACGAACGUUUCGCUGUUGUGAAAUAUCACUUCAACAAGAUGGAACAUUAGAUGCACCAGUAAAUCUUCAAUAUUUAAUCACUUAUCCUCAUUAUUUUAAACGAGAUAUUAAUAAGAUUCAAAUCUAUGUUCAACGACGUAAAAAUCGACCAAUGAUUGGUUAUAAAACAUUAGCACGUGGUGAAAUUAAUCUUAAUCAAGUCAUUCAACGCCCGCAAAGUCUUGAUUUACAUUUAUAUUCAAAUACAAAUGAAAAAGUCAAGCAAAAUAUACGUUCAACAAUGCAUGAAGAACAAUCAAUUGGAACAAAUGAAGAUAUUCAUAAACGUCCUGUUGGAUAUGUAUCUAUUGUAUCAUUAUCAAGUACAAUUCCAACUGAAUCAACCGAUACAUCAACAACAACAGCAACACGUCCAAAAUUUGGAUUAACAACAAAACGACAUGAGCAUCAUCGUACAACAGAUUUUGAUAAAUCAUUCAAUGAUGAUGAUGAAUAUAUUGAAGAAGAAGAAUUAAAUUCUGAAUUAGAAGAUAGUGAUGUUGAAUUUAAUUUAAAAAAUAAACAACAAAAAUUUAAUCCAAAUAUGAUACGAAAUAAAAUUAUAAAAAUAUUUAAAAGAAAACCAAAUCAAUCAACAAAUACUCCAAAUAGAAAUACAAAUCCAAUAACAACAAAUCCAACGAAUUUAUCUCAUCAACAUGAUAGAUUUAUAGUUGAUCAUCAAUCAGAUUUUGAAGAAGAUCCACCAUCUGAUAUAAGUGAUAGUACUAUACCAGUUGAUCAAUGGAGUAUUGAAUCUGUACCUAAACCAGGUUUUACACCUGUUGAACAUUUACAAGUCCUUAAAUUUUCGGAAGAUGAUCCUUAUACACCAAGAAAAUCAACAAAUCCAUUUGAUAGUAAUGAUAGUCCAUUAGAUUCUGAAUCAUCUGAUUUGGGAUUAGAUACAGAACGAAUGAAUAUUCCACCAUCCAUACAAGUACCUAUAUUAGAAGAAAAACCAUCACGUCCAGCUACAACGAGUAUUGUCAAACAACUUGAUGAACUUUAUACAAAUGAUCGUCUUCCUGAAACUGUUAUAUUUCUUUAUACAGGAAUUAAUCAAUCUAAUAUUACUGCAUCGAAAUUAAAAGAAUAUAAUCUGUCAGUUAUUUCACUUUCAACUUUAAUCGAUGCAAAAGUUGUUUUGAAUAAUUUCAUUCAACGUAUACAAAAAAGUACGAGUCAAUCGAAACAAAUCUCAGUCAUACGUAUUGCCUUACUUGGUGAUGAUGCAUUUGCAAAUUCAUUUCUUCAAUCCUAUGUCGAAUGUUUAGCAUCAAGACCACAUGAGUAUAUGAAUUAUUUUCGUUUUUAUUUUAUUCCAUUAACUUUUUCAUAUUUGGGAAAAUUUCUUGGAAGUUUAGAUUCACAAUAUGAAUCCUUAUUUAGUGCAAUGGAAUUAUCAAGUGAAUUAAUUGAUAUAAGAGAAUUAUCACAGAAGAUUACACGAUAUUUAAAAACAUCUCAACGUACACUUGCCUUACCUGUUGGUGAAGUUAUGCUCAAUCGUAAAGGACGCUUACCGGAUGAAGAUUCAUCACCAACAUUUCUACCAUUUUUUUGUUAUGUUCGUCUUGGUACAUUAUCAUCAACAUCAAAUGAAACUCAAAUGUCAUCUAUUGAUGAUAAUAUUCUUCUAUCAAAAUCUCUAUCUUUGUCAUUAUCAGCAAAUCCAUAUCGUGAUUCAAAAGAUUCAUCAGAUGAUGAACCUACACAACUAAUGUCAACAUCCCCUCAAUCAAAAAUUACAAAUAGUUUAAUAAAAACUUCUCAUAUAGAUGAAUCAACUUCACCAUAUGAUAUAACAGUUGAUUAUUGGACUAUAAUUGGAAAUAAUAAUGAUAAUCAAAAAGAAAAAAAAGAAGGAAUUAGAACAAUAAAAUCAUCAUUAAAAUCUAAUAUACGUUUAUUAACAAUAACAAGACAAGCAAUAAUAAAUGUCGAUGGAAAAAUAUCAUCACCAUUAACAAUGACUUAUGUAACUCGAGAAAAAAAACAAAAAAUUAUGAAAUUCGGUAAAAAACUUAAAGAUUUAUCAAAUGCAAAAAUUAUCGAACCACAAGUCAUAACAGGUAUUAAUCGCCUUGUUUGUACAUCAAAAGCACAAAAUGUUGAAUUAAAAGUAAAUGUUGAUGGACAAGAAUGGAGUAAUGUUAAAUUCUUUCAGAUUUCAUCGCAAUGGCAUACACACAUCAAAUAUUUUCCUUUAGCUAUCUUCAAUGAAUUACGCAAUACAUAG